Molecule: messenger RNA, 1096 nt
Organism: Danio aesculapii
Lineage: Eukaryota; Metazoa; Chordata; Actinopteri; Cypriniformes; Danionidae
Product: gastrula zinc finger protein XlCGF8.2DB-like
Exons: 1
Coding region: 174-1085 (303 amino acids)
Biological process (GO): regulation of transcription by RNA polymerase II
Molecular function (GO): DNA-binding transcription factor activity, RNA polymerase II-specific; RNA polymerase II cis-regulatory region sequence-specific DNA binding
Source: RefSeq, a predicted model, not a curated record
UUUCAGACAUAAUUGAAGAGUAUGAGGGCAGUACAGAGGAGGAACAUCAUGUCAAAAUUGAGGAAAAAACUCAUUUACAGACUGAUGGUAUUUUAAAAAGGAUAUAUGAGAAUCGUUUCACCUGCACUCAGUGUGGAAAGAGUUUGGCAAGCAAAUGCAAACUUAAGAUUCACAUGAUGAACCACACUGGAGAGAAACCAUUCAUAUGCACUCAGUGUGGGAAGAGUUUCAGCCAAUCAUCAUCCCUUAAUCAACACAUGAGGAUCCACACUGGAGAGAAACCAUUUUCUUGCACUCAGUGUGGGAAGACUUUUAACUGCUCAUCACACCUUAAUCAACACAAGAGGAUCCAUACUGGAGAGAAACCAUUCACAUGCACUCAAUGUGGGAAGAGUUUCAGCCAAUCAUCAUCCCGUAAUCAACACAUGAGGGUCCACACUGGAGAGAAACCAUUCACAUGCACUCAGUGUGGGAAGAGUUUCAGCUGCUCAUCAUACCUUAAUCACCACAUGAGGAUCCACACUGGAGAGAAACCAUUCACAUGCACUCUGUGUGGGAAGUGUUUCAGCCAAUCAUCAUCUCUUAAUCAACACAUGAGGGUCCACACUGGAGAGAAACCAUUCACAUGCACUCAGUGUGGGAAGAGUUUCAGCUGCUUAUCACACCUAAAUAAACACACUAGGAUCCACACUGGAGAGAAACCAUUCACAUGCACUCAGUGUGGGAAGAGUUUUAGCCAAUCAUCAUCCCUUAAUCAACACUUAAGGGUUCACACUGGAGAGAAACCAUUCACAUGCACUCAUUGUUGGAAGAGUUUCAGCCAAUCAUCAUCCCUUAAUCAACACAUAAGGAUCCACACUGGAGAGAAACCAUUUACAUGCACUCAGUGUGGGAAGAGUUUCAACCGCUCAGCAAACCUUAACAAAGACAUGAAGAUCCAACCUUGUGUAAAAGAGUAUAUGUGCUUUGAGUGUGAGAAGACUUUUAUUACAGCUCCAAAAUUUAAACUGCACCAGACGAUUCACACUGGAGAGACAGUACAAGUGCACUGUAAAUAUAAAAUGUUGAGAAAACAUAAAAAAUAAGGCAACUUGAU